Molecule: messenger RNA, 1479 nt
Organism: Penicillium chermesinum
Lineage: Eukaryota; Fungi; Ascomycota; Eurotiomycetes; Eurotiales; Aspergillaceae
Product: RCC1 domain-containing protein
Exons: 3
Coding region: 1-1479 (492 amino acids)
Cellular component (GO): cytoplasm
Molecular function (GO): guanyl-nucleotide exchange factor activity
Source: RefSeq, a predicted model, not a curated record
AUGCCUUCUACACGCCGCACGAGCUCUGCUGGCGCCAAAACAAGCCGCAGGGCCAAGUCAACAGACACGUCACAAGGACAGGGAAAAAAUUCAGAGAGGACGGGCAAGAUCUCUGAUUUAUCUAAGAAAAGCUCUAAACAAAAACAUGAGCGCCUACCACUUAACGAAGUGCCUACUCAGGUACUCGACGUCUAUGUGUUUGGAACCAACUGUUACGGUGAGCUCGGCCUGGGGGAUUUGACGAAAAAGUCGGAAAUCCUGAGGCCAGUCCUCAAUGCCAAAUUGGCAGCCAAUACCGUUGGAGUUGUACAUGUGGCUGUGGGAGGCGUCCAUUCUGCAGCUCUUACUCGCGACAACAAGAUCCUCACCUGGGGAGUAAAUGACGAAGGUACUUUGGCUAGAGACACGAAGCCCGAUGAGCCUGCAGAUGCGGAUAACGCACGAACUGCGAACGGGGAUACGGAGUCUGAUGACAGCGACGACGAUGAAGUGGCCAUCAACCCUAAAGAAGCGACGCCGAUGCCGGUGGACUCGGCGCUUUUUCCUGAGAGAACCGUUUUCACCCAAUUGGCGGCGUCAGAUAGUGCGACUUUUGCCUUGACGGCAGAUGGAUUGGUAUAUGGCUGGGGAACGUUCCGAGGAGCUAAUGGCAGUAUUGGCUUCGCCGCAACAAAGAAACAAGAGCAGCGAGUGCCUGUUCUCAUUCAGGACGUUCCUCCUGUCAUCAAAAUUGUUGCUGGGGCACAGCAUGUCCUCGCGCUGACUUCAACAGGUACCGUUUUCAGCUGGGGCUGCGACGAACAGCAUCAGCUUGGCCGUCGACGUGCAAGCAGACAUCAUGAUUCGCACCCGCUCGUGCCUGAACCAUGCGCUCUUCCUACCGGGGUUUCGGAUAUCGGGGUUGGACUUUAUCACUCUUUCGCCGUGUACCCAAAUGGGACGGUCUAUGCGUGGGGAUCAAACAACUUCGGCCAAACCGGGGUCUCGAUGAGCGCUGGUCUGAACGACGCAGACGUGGCCUAUCCCACUGAGGUCCGCUGGCUGAGGAAAAAUGUCUCCGUGGUCUCGAUCUUCGGGGGCAAGGACCAUAGCAUGGCUAUCACGGAUGAUGGCCGGUGUUUUAUAUGGGGCCGUAUCGACAAUAAAGCCCUCGGCAUUGGAUUGGAGCACGUCUCCCCAUCCGAUAUCAUUCAUGACCAGUACGAUCGGCCGCGUAUCUUGAAGCAGCCGACCUUGCUUGAGGGCAUCAAGGGCAAGAUCAUAUUUGCGACGGCGGGUACGGACCACUCGUUUGUCAUCACAGAGUCUGGCAAUGCUUAUAGCUGGGGCUUCAAUGCGCAAAGCCAAGCUGGUCAGCCUGGUAUUGAUGAAGUGGAACGCCCCACACUUCUUGAGAGCAAGUAUAUCAAAGGAAAAAAGCUGGUAGCAGCGGCUGCCGGUGGUCAGUUCAGCAUCGUCCUUGGGCUUGCAGAGGAAUGA